GCCGCCGCCUCCACAACCAAUCCAUCCAACCUCUUCUUCCUCCUCCCGCUGCUCUCCCCCUUCAUUCCUCCAAACCCUAGCACAGACCCUAAUGUCCACCACCGCACACACCCCUGCCUCCCUCUCCGGGGACUCCUCGCCGACUACCUCCGGCUCAUCCUCCCCCUCCUCUGCCGCCGCUGUCGCUGGCUCAUAUGAGCCCGCGCUUCUCGGCCAAGCAAUCUCGAUUUCCACACCUGCUGCCUCCGGGGAUGAUGCCGCCGUCCCCACCUCGCCCCAAAUAGGCAUGUACUUCGAGACGGAGGACGACGCGUACGAGUUCUACAAGGCAUACGCCACUCGCCUUGGCUUCGUCGUCCGCAAGUCCAACAAGUCCAAGAACUCCCGGCACACCGUUACCCGCCGUCUCUUCGUCUGCUCCAAGCAGGGCUUCCGCCAAGAACCCAAGAAGCCUCAAGAUGAGACCAACGUCACCGUUGCUGCUCCGCCACCGCCUCCUAGGUGCCCGGACUCACGCACCGGCUGCCUGGCGUCCCUCACCAUCAAGCUACUUCCUUCUGCCAAUGCCUUCCGUGUCACUGAAUUUGUUGCCGAGCACAACCACCAGCUCGCCUCUGCAGCAUCCGCGGUAUCACUGGCAAUGAUUCCAUCUAGUUCUUCGCAUCGCAGCAUUGCCGCUGCCGCAAGCUUGCCGGACCCCAGGGACGGGCCAAGCCCAGAGAUGCACUUCGAGACGGAAGAUGACGCCUAUGCCUUCUACAACCGGUACGCCGAGCAUGUGGGUUUCAGCGUCCGCCGAUCAUAUAAGAAGCGCAAGCGUGGGGUGAUUGUGUCUCGUAUCUUUGUAUGUUCCCGUGAGGGCGUCAGUGACCGUGCCAAGCACGAUAGCCUGGCCAGUAUCAGCACCAGUGCUGGUGCAGGGGCACCAGGCACGCCUAGGCCAGGCCCACCACCAACACGAACAGGUUGCCAGGCAAGAAUGGUCAUCAAGAUCACCCCAUGCCGAACAUACCGGGUUGCUAAUUUUUUUGCGGAGCAUAAUCACCCACUCGCUAACUCAGAGACCGUGCACAAGCUGCGGUCACAUAAGAUGAGGGCUCGAGUGCACGAGCUUGGUGCAGGGGAACUGCAUCGAAGGAAGCAGGGAAAGGGUGUGCAGCUUGGGGAUGCUGGUGCUGCAUUGGAAUACAUGGAAGGGUUGCAGGUGGGAAACCCUUCAGUGUAUUAUGCAGUAGGAAUGGCACCUGAUGGGAAUUCGGCUGUAAAUUUCUUCUGGGCUGAUGCAAAGUCAAUCAUUGACUUCAGAAGCUUUGGUGAUGUUGUUUGCUUUGAUACAACAUAUGGGCUGAAUGUGUAUGGGCGACCAUUUGCAUUGUUUGUUGGUGUGGACAACCAUAAGCAGUUACUCGUAUUUGGUGCAGCCUUGCUUUAUGAUGACAGCAUCCAGUCACUGAAAUGGGUAUUUCAGGCGUUUGCUGAUGCCAUGCGUGAUAGGCAGCCAAAGACUGUUCUGAUUGAUGAGCAUUCUGAAUGUGCCAUUGCAGCAGCAGAGGUCUGGCCUGAGAGUAACCAUUGUGCAAGUGUGUGGCAUAUAUACCACAGUUCAAAGAGGCACUUGAAGCAGGUGUUCGAAAGCUCAAAAGGUUUUGGCAAUGCUUUGAGCCAGUGUCUCUUUGACUGUGAGGAUGAGAUGGAGUUCUUGUCUGCAUGGGAAAAGCUAAUUGAGAAACAUGACAUUGGUGAGAGUGAAUGGCUUGGUAGAUUAUUUCUAGAGAAAGAAAAAUGGGCUCUGCCUUAUACGAGAACUAUGUUUUCUGCUGAUAUUCUCACUACUCUUAGAAAGGAUAAUAUGAUUAAUGAGCUAAAACGGGAGCUCAGUGAGCAGGAAGAUAUUCUGCUGUUCUUCAAGCGUUAUGAGACCAUGCUGGAAGAGCAUCGCUCGAAGAAAUUACAGGCUGAUGUUGAUGGAAACCAGGUGACCUUGCCAAUCCCGUCCUUGCGAAUAUUAAAACAAUCUUCAAAUGCAUAUACACCUGAAGCUUUCAAGAUGUUCCAGGGUGAGUUUGAGGCUUACAUGAACUGCAUGUCCUUCCCCUGCGGUGCAGUUGGGACAGUGUCGGAGUACAAAAUAACACUUGAUGAGAAGCCAUCAGAGGGCAUUGUAAAAUUUGAUGCACUAGAUGGCUUGGCCACUUGCAGCUGCAGGAAGUUUGAAUCUGUUGGAAUCCAGUGUUGUCAUGUACUAAAGGUACUUGAUCUCAAGAAUAUUAAGGAGCUCCCGGAACAAUACAUUUUGAAGAGAUGGAGGAAAGAUGCCCGCUCUGUUAAAAUGGGAGAAGAACCUUACUCUGGAUCUAGCAGUAUCAUGCAGUCAUCUUUGGAUGUUCGCUUCUCUAACAUGUGUCGUAUGGUUAGCCUAAUAGCUUCAAGGGCCGCCAAAUCCGAGGAGGCAAUGUCAUACAUUGAGAGUCAAUCAAGCGUUCUUGUGAAGCAUCUGGAUGAUAUUCUACAGACAGGCUAUCCUGAGAAUGGAAACCAUGCUGUUGCUUCAAGUAGUCAAGCAAUUUCUUUUGUAGGAAAUCAUCCUGACCAUACAACACAAGCAAGAGCAGUUGCACAUACAGAAAAUGGACUGAUAUCCUUGUUUGGAAUUUCUGCUUAUCCUGAAUCCAGUGGACAAUUGAACGGUUCAGUCGGUUCUUUGUAGUUUUAGUCAAAUAUUUGUUAAAGUAUGGCUAUGUGCAGUACUAAUAUGUUGCCAUGUUGAUGUAAGCAAGUAGAUCCUGAAGACCUUGUUUCCAAUUUGGUAAGACUGGUGCUAAUUACAAUCAAUUAUUAUAAGAGUACAAUUUCUUUGACUUCAUUGCAUUUAUUCCAUUAAAUGUGGUGAUUGAGUUCCAUGAAAUGUGGUGAUUGGUUGAUCAAUGAUCUCUAUCUAACAAAUAAGGACUGAUGUCUUUUGGAGACAGUUGGAGAAGAGCUGCUAAAUUGCUCAUGUGAUAUUUAUUCUCCCAUGUGCAAUUUAUUGAUGCACAGACUAUACAGGCAAGAUCAUCCAUGAAAAAUUACAACAAAUACUUCGCAAGAUUAUUCAUGAUAAGUGCACAGGAAAUUUAAUAUUUCUCUAUAUUCUGUAUGUAAGUUCUAUAGAACUCCUGCUGUCCAGUUCUGCGGUAUUAUGUUUGUCGGAACUAGCCAUUUCUGGUCACCACCGCGGGGAGCUACGGUAGCCCAUACUGCACCAUGAGUCCGUCUCAGAAGUUGGCAUGUCAAGUUCACUGUCUGCAUCCAGCCAUCGACAGAAUUGGGGUAAUAUGCUGCUUUUGACACGAUGGAAGUUUGCAUCUGCAAAAACCAUGGAGAGGAAAAGCAGCAGAGAAAACACAGCUGGUGGGAUGAUAAUGAAGUGGAAGAUCCAUAUAUGGUAUGGAGAUGUAGCAAGUUUUGGAAAUGGCGGAUGCAAGAGGAAGAUGGAACCAUGUUUAUUUAUAGCCGCCUUUGGGUUGCUUAAGAGUCAAGACUUGGAAACCUUUCUCCUUUUUUUUUCUUUGAAGACCUUUGUCCAAUAGCUGGGACAUGGGAUUGGAGACAUUUCUUCUCUGGUCCUGCAACUUGUUCAUCUUAUGCUGCAUAAGCUAUAGUUGAUGUAAGACAGUCCUAUCGGCAAGGCGGUUGGAAGCUGAAAUGCACCCUACUGAACGAUAGCAUUGAAAAAGUUACUCAUAGAAGUACAUACAAUUUCCCCAAGUGCAAAA
Messenger RNA from Hordeum vulgare subsp. vulgare (domesticated barley), 3755 nucleotides. RefSeq names its product protein FAR1-RELATED SEQUENCE 5-like. Bases 92 to 2707 code for a protein of 871 amino acids. The transcript has 3 exons. The record is from RefSeq and is a predicted model, not a curated record. Gene Ontology annotation, molecular function: zinc ion binding. NCBI's taxonomy places the organism in Eukaryota, Viridiplantae, Streptophyta, Magnoliopsida, Poales, Poaceae. Gene Ontology annotation, biological process: regulation of DNA-templated transcription.